AUGGGAGAAGAAGAAUUAACCUCAAGUCAAUGGGCUAAGGCUUCAGGAAUCACUCAGCAAAGGCUUGUAUAUAUUUUAUGUUAAGAGAGAGAAUCACAGGAUCGAAUUUGCAGCUGUUAUCAGAGACUUGUUAUUGCAGUCGCUAGAUCUCAUCAAGGAAUAGGGUUGAGCUUCAAAGAUUUAAUUCAGAAAGGAAGAAUUGGACUAAUUCGAGGGGCUAUAAGAUUUAACACGAAGAGAGGUUGUAAGUUAUCCACAUACGGUUACUAGUGGAUUAGGCAAGCUAUUAGCAGAGCCAUAGCCAGCAAAUCAACGAUAUUCCAAUUGACGGGCAGUAUUAGUGAAUUGGUACCUAAGAUUUGCGAGGCGAACAAUGACUUAAGCCGAAGGCUGCAGUAUCCUACAUGUGAUGAGAUUGCAGCAGCCAUUGAUGACAUCAUACGGGGGCGAAAUGAAACGAAACUAGAGGCAAUGGAGAAGAAAGAGAUGUUGAAAAGAGAAAUACAAAAGCUUCUUAACUAGUUUGUGAGAGAGGAAAAUGUCUUAAGACUGCACUAUGGCCUUAAUGGCUGCACUCCAUGUUCCUUUAAAAUUGAAGAGAUAGGAAAUUUAUUUAAACUUUCAAGGGAGAGGAUUCGGCAGAUUAAUAGCACUGCAUUGUCUAAAUUACAAAGGACUAGUGGGAUAAAUGAUCUCAAAUAUUUGAUAUAGCUUUUACUAUAUAUAAAGAAUACAUGCUUACAGUACAUAAAUCAUGGAUUUGUAUAUCCAUUUUCUACAAAAUUAUUGCAAAUUGAAGACACUGUCUUCUGCUCUUUCGAAUUUUUCUUAAGAUUCUGU
Olea europaea var. sylvestris is the source of this 840-nucleotide messenger RNA. Its product is annotated as RNA polymerase sigma factor sigD, chloroplastic. NCBI's taxonomy places the organism in Eukaryota, Viridiplantae, Streptophyta, Magnoliopsida, Lamiales, Oleaceae. Gene Ontology annotation, molecular function: DNA-binding transcription factor activity. The record is from RefSeq and is a predicted model, not a curated record. Gene Ontology annotation, biological process: DNA-templated transcription initiation; regulation of DNA-templated transcription.